UCUCUGAGUGUGACGACAAUGAAAUAUACUUGGAGGAAUCAACUUUGGAGUUAUUCCUCCAGCAGUUAUUUUCAGUUUAAUGAGCUGUUGCUACCAGCAACUCCUUUUUUUCAAAGCAGCAGCAGUUUAACUGACAUUCUUUAGCAAUAGCAUAUAAUAGCAAGAUGUGGCCAAGCAAAUAUAGACAGGCAUCUUCUGACUACUAUCCACAUACCUUGUUUGGAACAUUUUAUAGAGCCAUCAUGUCAGGGAAGUCAGAUGGGAAAAAGAAGUGGGCAGCCGUCAGGGGUCGCCUGGGCUCCUCGCAAGACUCAGAUACACAGCAGGAGGCCAACCUAGAAAGUGCAGAUCCGGAGCUGUGCAUCAGGCUGUUGCAAGUCCCCACUGUGGUCAACUACUCAGGACUGAGACGUCGCCUGGAGGGCAGCGACCAGACAUGGAUGGUUCAGUUCCUGGAGCUGAGUGGGUUGGAUCUCCUCCUGGAAGCCCUGGACCGGCUCUCAGGGAGGGGAUGCUCUCGCAUCGCCGACGCACUUCUCCAACUCACAUGCGUCAACUGCGUCCGGGCAGUCAUGAACUCCUCUGCAGGGAUCCACUUCAUUAUAGAGAAUGAGGGAUACAUUCGGAAGCUCUCUCAAGCCUUGGACACUUCAAACACCAUGGUGAAGAAGCAAGUUUUUGAGCUGCUCGCUGCCCUCAGCAUGUUCUCCACAGACGGCCACCGUCUGGCCCUGGAUGCCCUGGACCACUACAAGGGCGUGAAGACACAGCAGUAUCGCUUCAGUGUGAUCAUGAACGAGCUCCAGGCAACAGAUAACGUCCCGUACAUGGUCACGCUCCUCAGUGUCAUCAACGCCCUCAUCUUUGGGACAGAUGACCUCAGACAGAGAGAUAAGAUGAGGAAGGAGUUUAUUGGGCUUCAGUUACUUGAUGUUCUGCCAAAGUUGAGGUGA
This is a messenger RNA of Scatophagus argus, 953 nucleotides long. RefSeq names its product inverted formin 2 (gene inf2). The transcript has 5 exons. The coding region runs from base 165 to 953 and encodes 262 amino acids. NCBI's taxonomy places the organism in Eukaryota, Metazoa, Chordata, Actinopteri, Scatophagidae. The record is from RefSeq and is a predicted model, not a curated record. Gene Ontology annotation, molecular function: small GTPase binding; actin binding. Gene Ontology annotation, biological process: actin cytoskeleton organization.